AUGUUGAUCAAAGUGAAGACGCUCACUGGAAAAGAAAUUGAAAUAGACAUAGAACCCACAGAUAAAGUAGAAAGAAUCAAAGAACGAGUCGAAGAAAAAGAAGGCAUUCCACCACAACAACAGCGUCUUAUAUUUUCGGGGAAACAAAUGAAUGAUGAGAAGACUGCACAAGACUAUAAGGUCCAAGGAGGAUCAGUGUUACAUUUGGUACUGGCUUUGAGAGGAGGGUUCUGA
This is a messenger RNA of Arctia plantaginis, 234 nucleotides long. The record is from the annotation of a GenBank genome assembly. NCBI's taxonomy places the organism in Eukaryota, Metazoa, Arthropoda, Insecta, Lepidoptera, Erebidae.